AUGAUUAUUGGCAGCAUCUUCUUCAUCUUUAACCGGAUGGUAGAGAUUACCUUCCUCAUUCCGAUCAUUGGUAUCAUGGCCUAUUUCGUCGAUGGCUACCUCAAAGCCAAUAUGCUCACGCCGCCUUACAUCCUGGUCCUCUUCAUCACCAGUGUACUCGCCGUCUUCUGGGCCAUCGAUACCCUGAUCCGCUUCUCCGCGGCCAAGCGCUCAUCCUUUUUCGUCUCCUUCAUUGACAUGUGCUUCUUCGGCGCUUUCAUCGCAGGCGUCUACCAGCUGCGCUUCAUCGCCAACGCCGAUUGCUCGCACUGGGAUGGCGGUUCAGUCUGGGUCUCGCUGGGUCCCUUCGGCGAGUAUGGCACACAAGUGAACAACCCACUGGCGCUGCAUGUCAACAAGACCUGUGCGAUGCUGAAGACUAGCUUUGCGCUGGGUAUCAUGGAAGUGAUCUUCUUUAUUUGGACUGCAUUCCUGGCAUUGUUCAUUCACAGCCAGAACCGUGAGGUCAUUGUGAAGGAGACCACUGUCCGUCGCCGCAGCCACAGCAGCCGUCGUGGCCACUCUUCUUCGCACCACCGCCACCGCAGCUCGAGCCGGAGACCUAGCUAUGUGGUCUAG
Molecule: messenger RNA, 618 nt
Organism: Penicillium daleae
Lineage: Eukaryota; Fungi; Ascomycota; Eurotiomycetes; Eurotiales; Aspergillaceae
Exons: 2
Coding region: 1-618 (205 amino acids)
Source: RefSeq, a predicted model, not a curated record